Messenger RNA from Acanthosepion pharaonis, 879 nucleotides. Lineage: Eukaryota; Metazoa; Mollusca; Cephalopoda; Sepiida; Sepiidae. The record is from the annotation of a GenBank genome assembly.
AUGAUUCCACUUUGCUUUGUUUCUUUGUUUUCCAUUUCUUUCUUUCUUUCUUUCUUUUUUCUUUCUUUCUGUCUCUGCUUUCUUUCUAUUAUUGAUGAUUCUACUUUUUUGCUUUUGUUUCUUUUGUUUUCCAUUUCUUUCUUUCUUUUCUUUCUUUCUUUCUUUUUCUGUUACUCUACUUUCUUUCUUUCUAUUGAUGAUUCCAAUUUUUUUUUGUUUCUUUUGUUUCUUUCUUUUUCUUUCUUUCUUUCUUUCUGUUACUCUACUUUCUUUCUUUCUAUUGAUGAUUCCACUUUUUGCUUUGUUUCUUUGUUUUCCAUUUCUUUCUUUCUUUCUUUCUUUCUUUCUUUCUGUUACUCUACUUUCUUUCUUUCUAUUGAUGAUUCCACUUUUUGCUUUGUUUCUUUGUUUUCCAUUUCUUUCUUUCUUUCUUUCUUUCUUUCUUUCUUUCUGUUACUCCACUUUCUUUCUUUCUAUUGGAUGUUUCCACCUUUGUUCUUUGUUUCUUUUGUUUUCCAUUUCUUUUUUUUCUUUUUUCUUUCUUUCUUUCUGUUACUCUACUUUUUUCUUUCUAUUCCUGAUUCCACUUUUGCUUUGUUUCUUUGUUUUCUAUUUUUCUUUCUUUCUUUCUUUCUUUUCUUUUUUCCUUUCUUUUCUACUUUCUUUCUUUUGAUGAUUCCACUUUUUGCUUUGUCUCUUUGUUUUCCAUUUCUUUCUUUCUUUCUUUCUUUCUUUCUUUCUUUCUGUUACUCUACUUUCUUUCUUUCUAUUGAUGAUUCCACUUUUUGCUUUGUUUCUUUGUUUUCCAUUUCUUUCUUUCUUUCUUUCUUUCUUUCUUUCUUUCUUUCUGUUCUAUUGAUUUCUUUUUUUUUCUUUUGA